This is a messenger RNA of Drosophila sulfurigaster albostrigata, 2136 nucleotides long. RefSeq lists its product as uncharacterized. Gene Ontology annotation, molecular function: serine-type endopeptidase activity. Gene Ontology annotation, biological process: proteolysis. NCBI's taxonomy places the organism in Eukaryota, Metazoa, Arthropoda, Insecta, Diptera, Drosophilidae. Bases 1 to 2130 code for a protein of 709 amino acids. The transcript has 6 exons. The record is from RefSeq and is a predicted model, not a curated record.
AUGAAAGUGCUCGUUAUAUUUGCUUUAGCUUUUGCCUUCGUCUCGGCAUCGAUUCAGAAUUAUAAACAAGUUGUUGGCAUCACUAGAGGACAUGACGCAUCACUUGGUGAGUUUCCCUACCAAGUCCUACUUAUAAUGCGCAACAAUACAGCAAAUAUAGAAAAUACGUGUGGUGGCUCCUUGAUAAGCAACACUUGGGUUCUUACGGCGGCCCAUUGUACAUUCGGGGCUGAAACUGUCACCGUUGGAUUGGGCAGCAUUUUGAAAUUGUCUCCACUGAUACAGCACACCGUGACCAAAAAGAAUAUUGUUUACCAUAAGAACUUCAACAACAAGACUUUGUUCAACGACAUCUCACUCAUUCGCAUUCCACGUGUUAAAUUCAACAAAUACAUUCAACCGGUUAAGCUGCCAAAGCUGAAGUCACAUCCCGAUACCUACACUGGACAUGACUCGAUUGCCACCGGCUGGGGACUUACUUUGAACGCUAGUAAUAUGUACCCCGAUGUACUGCAGUAUACACACUUUAUGAUCUUGAGCAUGAACAUUUGCACAGCAUCAUGGGGCAAAGAGAUCACUAAAUCAAACCUUUGCGUUUCUACUAAACUGGGCAACUCCAUUUGCAUUGGUGACUCUGGUGGCCCAUUGGUAGAGUAUUACAGCAUGGUUCAGAUCGGUGUGAGCUCAUUCGUUUACAAAGAUUCAUCGAUUCUAAAGUAUGAACAAGAUGUUGGCAUCACUAGAGGACAUGACGCUUCGCCUGGUCAGUUUCCCUACCAAGUCCGACUAAUAAUGCGGAACAAUACAGCAAAUAUAGAAAAUACGUGUGGUGGCUCCUUGAUAAGCAACACUUGGGUUCUUACGGCGGCCCAUUGUACAUUCGGGGCUGAAACUGUCACCGUUAAAUUGGGCAGCAUUUUGAAAUUGUCUCCACUGAUACAGCACACCGUGACCAAAAAAAAUAUUUUUUACCAUGAGAACUUUUGCAAAAAGACUUUGGUCAACGACAUCUCACUCAUUCGCAUUCCACGUGUUAAAUUCAACAAAUACAUUCAACCGGUUAAGCUGCCAAAGCUGAAGUCACAUCCCGAUACCUACACUGGACAUAACUCGAUUGCCACCGGCUGGGGUCUUACUUUGAACGCUAGUAAUAUGAACCCCAAUGUACUGCAGUAUACACACUUUAUGAUCUUGAGCAUGAACAUUUGCACAGCAUCAUGGGGCAAAGAGAUCACUAAAUCAAACCUUUGCGUUUCUACUAAACUGGGCAACUCCAUUUGCAUUGGUGACUCUGGUGGCCCAUUGGUAGAUUUUCCCAGCACGGUUCAGAUCGGUCAUUUGAAUAUGAAGGUGCUCGUUAUAUUUGCUUUGGCUCUUGCCUUCGUCUCGGCAUCGAUUCUAAAUGAUGAACAAGAUGUUGGCAUCACUAGAGGACAUGACGCUUCGCCUGGUCAGUUUCCCUACCAAGUCGGACUUAUACUGCAGAACUAUACAGCAAAUAAUACCUACAUGUGGGCGUGUGGUGGCUCCUUGAUUAGCAACACUUGGGUUCUUACGGCGGCCCAUUGUACAUUCGGGGCUGAAAAGGUCACCGUUGGAUUGGGCAGCAUUUUGAAUUCCUAUCCACUGAUACAUCACACCGUGACCAAAAAGAAUAUUGUUUACCAUGAGAACUUUAGCAACAAGACCUUGUUCAACGACAUCUCACUCAUUCGCAUUCCACGUGUUCAAUUCAACAAAUUCAUUCAAGCGGUUAAGCUGCCAAAGUUGAAGCCUCAUCCUGAUACCUAUACUGGACAUGACUCGAUUGCCACCGGAUGGGGACUUACUAUGAACGCUAGAAAUAAUUAUACGGAUGUACUGCAGUAUACACAGUUUAUGAUCAUGAGCGUGAAAAAUUGCAGUGCAUCAUGGCACAGUCACAUCCCUAAAUCAAACCUUUGCGUUUCUACUAAACUGGGCAACUCCAUUUGCUAUGGUGACUCUGGUGGCCCAUUGGUAGAUUCUUACAGCAGGGUUCAGAUCGGUGUAAGCUCCUAUGUUAACAAAGGUUGCCAGACGGGAUACCCGGCUGUCUUUAUUCGAGUGACUAGUUACCUUGGCUGGAUAAUGCGAGUCAUUAAGUCAUAAUUCAUA